This is a messenger RNA of Menidia menidia (Atlantic silverside), 2611 nucleotides long. The record is from the annotation of a GenBank genome assembly. NCBI's taxonomy places the organism in Eukaryota, Metazoa, Chordata, Actinopteri, Atheriniformes, Atherinopsidae.
UUUACCCCAUCUGUUUCAGCCUUCCAGAUGUCACAUGGCAUUGAGGUGAAUGUCACAAAAGACGACAAGUUAUGCCUCUACGCCGAUCUAAUGCUGAACUUCUCUGUGUCCUACGAAACAACCGACAAUAAGACAGCAACUGUUGUCUUCGACCUCCCAGCCAAUGCCAUUUCGAAGGGCAGUUUAUGUGAUAACGCGAGCUCCACCCUGAUGCUCCAGUUUGGAGACGGCCACUCCUGGAGUGUGAAUUUCACCCUGAAAGAAAAGCUUUACGAGGCAGACGUCAUAACCUUUACUUACAAUCUCAACGACUCUUCUGUCUUCCCUAAUCCUAAAUCCAACGAGACGGUAACCGUGACCAAUAAGCCUCCAACCACCGGGGUUCCCCUGAACACCUGCUACUCCUGUAAAAGUAGAGAAGUGGUGGAAGCCGUUCAGGUCAACAUGACCCUGUGGAACGUGCUCAUUCAGGCUUUUGUCGCCAACGGCAGCAGGAGCGAGGAGAUAACCUCAUGUGCCGCCGACGUUCCCUCCACCACGGCUGCCCCCACCACGCCCGCCACCACCACGCCAACCACGGCGCCCGUCACAAACGGCACCACCACCGCCCCCCCCGCCACCACCACCCCCACGCCCGCCCUGCCCACGCCCGCCACGGGGAAGUACAGCGUCAGCCCCGACCAGAACGCCACGGCCUGCCUGCUGGCCAGCUUCGGCCUGCGCAUCGCUUUCAAGCAGGAUGAGAAAUACCAGGAGAUGAACUUCGAGCCCAACGGGACGCACGUGUCCGGGCUGUGUGGAGUCAACAGCAGUGAGCUGGUGCUGGUGUCGGAUGACAUCGCCAUUAACCUCACAUUCACCAACGACACAAAGAAAUUCCGCCUUCAUGCUUUGAACAUCACCGUGAAGACCGUCUCUGGUGUGUUUGCGGAGGCCAACACCAACCUGAGCCUGUGGGAGGCGGCUGUGGGCAGCUCCUACAUGUGCAACAAGGAGCAGAACUACACCAUCACCGGCCUGCUCUCCAUCUACACCUUCAACCUGCAGGUGCAGCCGUUCGGCGUGGCGAAGGGCGUUUUCAGUACAGCUGAGGAAUGCCUGGCUGACGUGGAGAGCUUCCUUGUUCCCAUAGCGGUCGGAGUUGCCCUUCUCGUUCUCAUUCUUAUCGUUCUGCUGGCCUAUUUCAUCGGGAGAAAGAGAAACAUGGCCACGGGCUACGAGUCUUUCUGAUUUUAACCCGCCUCACUCAGAGCUUGCUCCUUCUCAAAAGACCGUUGCUGCCUAUUUAUCUGGCUGCUUUUUACUAAUUGUGGAAAUAGUGUGUGUGUGUGUGUGUGUUGUUUCAGUGUUCACGUGUGGUGUGCAGAGCAGACUUUGGGCGAAUGGCUCGGCGCUCUGGGAGGUUUGGGGUUUUCUGCAUUGGGGGGGGGGGGGCUCCGCAUAAAGGCUGGAAACAAAGGAAACGGGUUGCCAUGGCUCCCAGUCACUAAAGUCCGUCGACUCGCACACCUACAGCUCAGAUCUGUGUUCAAAGGAGCGGACUGUCUUAUUGGUGGCAGGAAGUAAUCCUUGGGAACUCAAUUAUGAAACCAGACGAAUAACCGAAUACUUGAAGUGGUGAUUGGAGAGCAAAGGAAAGCUGUUUCGCUUUGUUUCCGGUUUUUAAGCCUCAGCGGAUCCAAUUUAAAAGAAAAAAACAAAAAGAAAACUGACACAAAAGAGAGGUAUUGAUCUUCUAACUGGAGACAAGCUUUUUUUCUUUUUCUUGUUUUUCGAUUUGUGCAUGUUUUUCCUAAAAUCUCCUGAACAUUAAUUCUAAAACUGAGGUAGCCGUUAAGCUGGAUUCACUUGAACUAAUCAGCACUACGUUGGCUUUGUUGCUUCCACUUGUAGGUCCUGGUGUCCGUCUGCUGCUUCCCGCUCUGCUUCUAACUCAAAUCUUCCUGUGAGCAGUUUGGUGCUGACGCAAUAACCUGCUGUCUGUCUCUUUCUGUUUUUCUGUCAGCUGAGGAAUGCUUCCUGGACUCUGAUUUGAGCUUUUUGGUGCCCAUUGCAGUGGGCGUGGCGCUCAGCUUCCUAAUCAUCCUUGUGCUUAUCUCUUACCUGAUUGGCCGGAGGAAGAGUCGCACUGGCUACCAGUCUGUUUAAUCCCACACGGCUGCUUCCGCCUCCCGUCCCUUAUCGACUCUCUCAGCUCUUUAAAACACCCCCCCCCCCCCGCCCCUCAGUGCAUCCAAAGCUUCCCAGAUCUAUGCUUUUUAUUUUCUUUUUUCUUUUUUAAAUUGCCUGAGGCAGCGUUUCCCUGCAAUAACCUAAAGCUUUUCCCUCGAGCCACCGUUUCCUCCGCCCCAGCAGUUUCCUCUGUUUUACUGAUGCCAAUGAUUGAACCAAGUUCCAAAACUUUUAUGAUCGACACUGAGUCGUUCAAUUAUAUAUUGCAUGUUGGCAUUUAUGGCUGUGAGUAGCCAUCCAACUCCUUUCCAGAGGUCCCUCCCUCCUCAGAGAGGCUUUUUGCCCUUCUGUGCUCUAUAAUGGUAUGUGUAAAUUAAUCUCUUGUAUAGAAUGAAUGACAUUGAUUUUUUUUUUUGUGAUGAUGAUGAUGAUGAUGAUG